Messenger RNA from Bursaphelenchus xylophilus (pine wood nematode), 1796 nucleotides. NCBI's taxonomy places the organism in Eukaryota, Metazoa, Nematoda, Chromadorea, Rhabditida, Aphelenchoididae. The record is from the annotation of a GenBank genome assembly.
AUGUCGGCUGUCCGCAAGUUUCGGUUGCCCGCAAAUGUCCCAGGCUGCCCGCAAAUGUCUCAGCUGCCCGCAAAUGUUUCAGCUGCCCGCAAGUGUGACCCCCCAAAUUUUGCCCGCAAAGUGGCUGCCCGCAAAAAAUUUGCCCGCAAACUGGUUGCCCGCAAAGUGGUUGUCCGCAAGUGUCGCGACGCCUCACAAACUCUUUCCUUCCGACCGUUGGAACAAACAAAAAAUCUUUUUCCGAUGACCUUCUUUCCAUCCGAAAUCUCCGAACCUAAAUCAAAACCCCGAAAGCGUCGAUAAUUCCUAUAAUGACCUACCUAAUUAAGGCGAUCGGCAAGAACUAAAAAAAUCGCAGGAAUUCGUCAGUCGGGAUUCAUCGGAGAGUUUGAUAAGGUCGGUUUUCCCCUUUGCCGUUUUAAAAAUCCGUUUCAGUAAUGUUAAAUAUCCCUGUUAUGUUAAUCGUGUACGUAAAAUAUACUUUUUUGAAUCUGCGUUUUCAGCUCCAUGGAGAUCAAAGAGAUCACGGCGGAGACGCCGCCAAAGGCGGCUAUUUUCAGCGCCGCAAUCAGCGUCUUAUGUCUUUGCGCCAUGGCCAUCACUAUCCCCGUGAUGAUCUACCGACUCGAUGCGGCUCACGCCGAUAUUGAAAGCCGAAUGAACGCUUUUAAAGUGAGCUUUAUUGACUUUUCAGAGACAAAAAAAAUUGAAAAAGCUUCAUUCUAGAGCCCCACAAUCAUUCUUAAAUUUUCAGUACACCGCCCGAGGGAUUUGGCAGGAUAUUUUGAUCGUGAAGUCGGGAGGCCGUGCCAAGCGUCAAGGCUAUGGCGCAGCCCCAAUGGACGACGCUGCUAAUGGCCAAUGCACUAGCUGUGUUCAACUUCAAUGCCCUCCAGGCCCGCCAGGGCCUCCCGGAGUGGAUGGGGAGGACGGUCAAGAUGGUCUUCUUGGACGCCCAGGCAAGCCUGGAUUGGAUGGACUGGACGUUCCUCUCGAGCCUGAACCCGCUUUCCCAUGGUAAGAACUUGCAUUUCAUUCAACUUUAAAGCAUUUUUAUACAAGCAAACCUUUCCAUAUCAAUCUGCUGGGAAAAUAAUGAGCAUAGUUUCGCUGAGCCGAUCGCAUCGCUGAAGUAAAAAGGCUUUGAUGCAACACAAUUCAUUUUCUCGGCAAUAGCGAUUUUCGAUGCGACAGAAUGCUCAUUAUUUUCCAGACGGAUUGAUAGUUAAAAUAUGAGUCCUAAUGUCACCAUUUUUAGUGUGAUCUGCCCAGCCGGCCCUCCUGGCAAUCGUGGACCCCAAGGGGAGCAAGGUCGCUCCGGUGUUCCCGGUGAACCUGGACUUCCCGGUCUCCCAGGCCGUCCCGGAAAACCUGGCCGAGUCGGUGACGCUGGACCACCCGGAGAGCCGGGAGAGCCCGGUGAACCGGGAAUCAAAGGCCCUCCUGGUGACGACAGCAUCGGCGGCACCGGAAUUAAGGGCCCACCCGGUCCGGCUGGUCCACGCGGUCCUAAGGGCCCACCAGGACCAAACGGAUUGCCAUCCAACAACUCGGGACCACCAGGUCAAAUCGGUGAGACCGGCCCGCCUGGACCUCCCGGGAAGCGAGGAGAACCCGGACCACCUGGCCCAGUUGGAUUGCCUGGAGAGGCUGGAGAGCAAGGAGGACAUUGUCCAAGCUCAUGUGGAAUCCAGGAGAUUGUCGCGCCUUCUGUUGUCGAACUGGACACCGGAAGCAACUAUGGUAAUGGCGGUUAUGCUAACCAAGGCGGCGCUGGAGGCUAUGGGAAGAAAUAA